UUGCCAGAUGUUCAACCAUAUCCCGUACUGUUCCUGCAAGCCUGGCUUCUCAGGCAACCCCUUCACUGGCUGUCAGAGAGCUGUUGCAGUACUAGCAGGAGACUUACCAGGCAACAACAGCCAGCCCAGGAGAAAAAGGUUCGAAGUGGAGCGCUUCAUUAAGGUCAACUGGUACGCAGCUUACGCUCACUGCAGGUACCACGGGGGUCGCCUUGCCGUCAUCGAGUCAAAGGAACAGAAUGAGCAGGUCAAAGAGGCGAUACUGAAGACGAACCUACGGAACGAACAGUUUUGGACAUCCGGGACGGACUUUCCUCAGGGACAAUGGGUCUGGAUGACCUCCGGGAAGCCGUUUUCUGGAUUCUCGGACUGGGAGCCUGGAGAACCCUAACAAUGCUGGAGACGAGCACUGCCUCCAGUUCUUCGAGAAGGAGAGGAAAGGCUACAUGUGGAACGACAAGAACUGUAUGGAGCAGAUCUUCCCGAUUUGCGAAUACUUAGAAUAAUUUUGAUAUCAAUAAUGCUUUGUUUUCGUAAUAAAAUAAUCCACAGAAAAACUUUGUUGUUAAUAACUAUUAUGUAGUUUUAAAAUAUAAACCAUAGAUUAAAUGUGUUGGAAUUAA
Molecule: messenger RNA, 623 nt
Organism: Homalodisca vitripennis (glassy-winged sharpshooter)
Lineage: Eukaryota; Metazoa; Arthropoda; Insecta; Hemiptera; Cicadellidae
Product: hepatic lectin-like
Exons: 4
Coding region: 8-391 (127 amino acids)
Source: RefSeq, a predicted model, not a curated record